ACUCUUGUCGGAGACUGAGCUAUUGGCAAUGCCUUCAGCUCUGAGCUCAGGCACCUCGAACAUUGUUUUUGUCGUUAAGGAUCCUAAAGUGCUGUGGGGACUGAUCACAUUUUUCUCAACAUCCCUGGCUCCACCUCUUCUGCCGCAAACGUCAGCGUGGUGAUAUCUACCGGCCCUUGGUCCAGUGAGAAGGCAGAGAUGAACAUUCUAGAAAUCAACAAGAAAUCCCGCCCCCAGCUGGCAGAGAACAAACAGCAGUUCAGAAACCUCAAACAGAAAUUUCUUGUAACUCAACUGGCCUACUUCCUGGCCAACCGGCAGAAUAAUUACGCGUAUGAAGACUGCAAAGACCUCAUCAAAUCUAUGCUGAGGGAUGAGCGGCUGUUCAAGGAAGAGGAGCUUGCAGAGCAGCUCGGGCAAGCUGAGGAGCUCAGGCAAUAUAAAGUCCUGGUUCACUCUCAGGAACGAGAGCUGACCCAGUUAAGGGAGAAGUUACGGGAAGGGAGAGAUGCCUCCCGCUCACUGAGUCAGCAUCUCCAGGCCCUCCUCCCUCCGGAUGAGUCGGACAACUCCCAGGGGCGGGACCUCCGAGAACAGCUGGCUGAGGGAUGUAGGCUGGCACAGCACCUCAUCCAAAAGCUCAGCCCAGAAAAUGACGAAGAUGAGGAUGAAGAUGUUAAAGUUGAGGAGGCUGAGAAAGUACAGGAAUUAUGUGUCCCCAGGGAGGUGCAGAAGGCUGGAGAAAAGGAAGUCCCUGAGGACUCACUGGAGGAAUGUGCCGUCACUUGUUCAAAUAGCCACGGCCCUUGUGAGUCCAGCCAGCCUCACGUGAACAGCAAAAUCACAUUUGAGGAAGACCAAGUCGACUCAACUCUCAUUGACUCAUCCUCUGAUGAUGAAUGGCAGGAUGCUCUAAACCUUCUCCCAGAAAAUGAAAGUGAUCAUGAGGAAGAGGAAGAAAAAGGGCCAGUGUCUCCCAGGAAUCUGCAGGAGUCUGAAGAGGAGGAAGCCCCCCAGGAGUCCUGGGAUGAAGGUUAUUCGACUCUCUCAAUUCCUCCUGACAUGUCUGCCUCAUACCAGUCUGACCGGAGCACCUUUCACUCAGUAGAGGAACAGCAAGUCGGCUUGGCUCUUGACAUAGGCAGACAUUGGUGUGAUCAAGUGAAAAAGGAGGACCAAGAGGCCACAGGUCCCAGGCUCAGCAGGGAGCUGCUGGAUGAGAAAGAGCCUGAAGUCUUGCAGGACUCACUGGAUAGAUUUUAUUCAACUCCUUGUGGGUAUCUUGAACUGCCUGACUUAUGCCAGCCCUACAGAAGUGCCUUUUACUCACCGGAGGAACAACACCUUGGCUUGGCUCUUGAAGUGGACAGAAUUAAAAAGGACCAAGAAGAGGAAGAAGACCAAGGCCCACCAUGCCCCAGGCUCAGCAGAGAGCUGCUGGAGGUAAUAGAGCAUGAGGACUUGCAGGACUCACUGGAUCGAUGUUAUUCGACUCCUUCCAGUUAUCUAGAAGUGCCUGAUUCAUGCCAGCCCUACGGAAGUUCCUUUUACUCAUUAGAGGAAGAACACAUUGGCUUUUCUCUUGACGUGGAUGAAAUUGAAAAGUACCAAGAAGGGGAAGAAGAUCAAAACCUACCAUGCCCCAGGCUCGACGGGGUGCUGAUGGAAGCAGAAGAGCCUGAAGUCUUGCAGGACUCACUGGAUAGAUGUUAUUUGACUCCUUCAACUUACUUUGAACUACAUGCCUCAUUCCAACACUACAGAAGUGCCUUUUACUCAUUUGACGAACAACACGUCAGCUUGGCCCUUGACGUGGACAACAGGUUUUUUACUUUGACGGUGAUAAGGCACCACCUGGUCUUCCAGAUGGGAGUCAUAUUCCCACACUAAGCAGCCCUUACUAAGCUGAGAGAUGUCAUUGCUGCAGGCAGGACCUAUAGGCACAUGUAGGUUUGAAUGAAACUGUAGUUCCCUUUGGAAGCCCAGACAUAGGAUGGGAAAGUGGGCAUGGCUCUAUUCCUAUUCUCAGACCAUGCCAGUAGCCACCUGUGCUCAGUCUGAAGACAUUGGACCCAAGUUAGGUGUGACACAUUCACAUGACUAUGUAGCACAUGCCGGGAGUGAUCUGCCAGACAUUCUAAUUUGAACCAGAUAUCUCUGGGUAGCUACAAAAUUCCUCAGGAAUUUCAUUUUGCAGGCAUGUCUCUGAGCUUCUAUACCUGCUUAAGGUCAGUGUCAUCUUUGUGUUUAGCUCAUCCAAAGGUGUUACCCUGAUUUCAAUGAACCUAACCCCAUUCUUUGUAUCUUCAGUGUUGGUUUGUUUUAGCUGAUCCAUCUGUGACACAGGAGGGAUCCUUGGCUGAGGAUUGUAUUUCAGAACCACUGACUGCUCUUGACAAUUGCAAUCCCACUAGGCUCCUUUGAGUAGAGAAGCCAUAGUCCUUCAGUCUCCAAUUGAUAUCAAUACUUAGGAAGACCACGGCUAGAUGGACAAACAGCAUUGAGAGGCCUUAGCCCUGCUCCUUUCAAUUCCAUCCUAUAAAGAACAGGAGUCAGGAGCCGCUGGCAGGAGACAGCAUGUCACCCGGGACUCUUCCGGUGCAGAAUAUGAACAAUGCCAUGUUCUUGCAGAAAACGCUUAGCCUGAGUUUCAUAGGAGAUAAUCGCCAGACAACUGCAGAAUGUAGAACACUGAGCAGGACAACUGACCUGUCUCCUUCACACAGUCCACGUCACCACAAAUCACACAACAAAAAGGAGGAGGGAAAUUUUGGGUUCAAAAAAAGUAAAUGAUAAUGUAGCUACAUUUCUUUAGUUAUUUUGAACCCCAAAUAUUUCCUCAUCUUUUUGUUGUUGUCAUUGAUUGUGGUGACAUGGAUUUGUUUGUAGAGGACAGGUCAGCUGUCUGGCUCAAUGGUCUACAUUCUGAAGUUGUCUGAAAAUGUCUUCAUGAUUAAAUUCAGCCUAAACAUUUUGUCAAGAACACUGCAGAGUCAACACUGUGAGUUUCCAACCUCAGCCCAUCUGUGGGCAGGGAAGGUCUAGUUUGUCCAUCAGCAUUAUCACGAUAUCACGACUGGUUACUUGGUUAAGGAGGGGUCUAGGAGAUCUAUCCCUUUUAGAGACACCUUACUUAUAAUGAAGUAUUUGGGAGAGUGGUUUUUAAAAGUAUAAAUGUCCUGUAUUCCAAUGAUCAUCCUCUAAACAUUUUAUCAUUUAUUAAUCAUCUGGAAAUUUUCUGUCUCAAUUUUUACUGGGCCUUUGUUUUUGCUAGUGUCUGUUGUUGAAAAAAAAAUUCUCUGCCUGCGUUUUAAUUUUUGUCCAAAGUUAUUUUAAUCUAUAUAAUUAAAAACUUUGCCUAUC
Molecule: messenger RNA, 3363 nt
Organism: Pongo pygmaeus (Bornean orangutan)
Lineage: Eukaryota; Metazoa; Chordata; Mammalia; Primates; Hominidae
Product: neuroblastoma breakpoint family member 3
Exons: 14
Coding region: 199-1890 (563 amino acids)
Source: RefSeq, a predicted model, not a curated record